This is a messenger RNA of Cyclopterus lumpus (lumpfish), 2348 nucleotides long. RefSeq names its product 14-3-3 protein beta/alpha-B-like. The transcript is spliced from 6 exons. NCBI's taxonomy places the organism in Eukaryota, Metazoa, Chordata, Actinopteri, Perciformes, Cyclopteridae. The record is from RefSeq and is a predicted model, not a curated record. Gene Ontology annotation, cellular component: cytoplasm. Bases 129 to 941 code for a protein of 270 amino acids. Gene Ontology annotation, biological process: signal transduction.
GAUGCGACCCUGCUGCUGUUUCUUUGAUUGGAGGGAAACCCCGUGGAUGAGCGGGAGAGAUCAUCAGCUGUGCUGCCGGGUAUCAGGAGCAACAUCGUCUAACGACACUCACAGCCCACACAGGAGCCAUGGCAGACAAGGAGGAGCAUAUACAGAAAGCCAGACUGGCCGAGCAGGCUGAGCGCUAUGAUGACAUGGCCGCGGCCAUGAAGGCUGUCACGGAGGGGGACGCGGUACUUUCCAACGAGGAACGCAACCUGCUCUCUGUUGCCUACAAGAAUGUGGUGGGGGCUAGGAGGUCCUCAUGGAGGGUGGUGUCUAGCAUGCAGCUUAAGUCUGAGAACAGCGGGAAGACUGCACUGGCCAAGGCGUACAAGGAGAAGAUCGAGUCUGAGCUGAAGGACAUCUGCAAAGAAGUACUGAACCUGCUCGACGAUCAUCUAAUCCUCAAAGCUGCGACUCCUGACAGCAAAGUCUUCUACCUGAAGAUGAAAGGAGACUACUUCCGCUACCUGGCUGAGGUUGCCUCUGAAAACGAUAAGCAGGAAAUCAUCAACAGUUCACAAGACGCCUACCAGGAUGCCUUGGACAUCAGUGCCAAAGAAAUGCCACCCACGCAUCCCAUCCGCCUAGGCCUCGCUCUUAACUUCUCUGUCUUCUACUACGAGAUCGUCAACUCACCUGAAAAGGCCUGUCAUCUGGCCAAGACGGCCUUUGAUGAGGCCAUUUCCAUGCUGGACACCCUCAACCACGAGUCCUACAAAGAUAGCACCUUGAUCAUGCAACUGCUCCGUGACAAUCUGACACUGUGGAUGUCAGACACCCAGGGUGAAGGUGAGGGAGAGGAGACGGAGCCGGAACCAGAGGCGGAGCCAGAAAAGGAGCCGGAGCCGCAGCCAGAGCCAGAGCCACAGGAGGAGCCGGUAGCUGAGAAGAAAUGAACUUCGGGGGCAAAAAAACAAGAAAAAUACAUUUUGUACCUCUCACCAGCCUAAGUUGUGUGUGUGUGUGUGUGUGUGCACAUUCAUGCACAGAUAUGUAUGUUUACACUCCACUCACAAUGUGUAAAGUACAGUAUGUGUGUGCAGUGCGUGUGUGAAUUGUAUGAGCACCUCCACAGAGAAAAGAAUGGAAUAGAUCUGUUUUUUGUUUCUUUUGAACAUUACUCAUUAUGUCAACCAGUGGAUAUUUUUGUUUCUUUCCAUGGUUUAGUCCAGAUGAAAUCCCUCCUUUUUAGAUCCAAACCAGCCCCAUGUUCUUUAACCGUAUUCACUGUAGCAAACUGCUGCUGUUGCAGAGAAAACUAUAAAAAAAAAACUUUAAAAAAACCCUCUGUAAUUUUGAUAAUUUAUAAGUUUUUACUUGAACUCGACAUUUACAAUCUUUGUGACACUUGAGUCUACAAAAUCUUUUGAAGCAUGUAAACUGUAAACAAAUAAAUAAAAAAUGGUCACAGUGGUCUAAAUUCACUAAACUGUUGGCCUCAUCACAAUGGCAAUGAUCUUAUAGCUGGCAAAAUCGACCUUGGUAAAGAUCUAUUACCAUAUUGCGUGAAUCUAUCUCGCCCCGUCAAUGUCCAGUGUAGCAGGUAGUGCUUUUAUGGAUGGUACAUGUGUCAUGGCUCAGUGGGUUCUGUGUGCAUUUGGGCAUAGGAAGGGGUUCUUUUUUGUAUGAAUGGCCACUUUUGGAAAUUGUGGUAAAACUUGGGUUGAUUGUUUUGAGAGGAUUACAUUCCAUUUAACUGACAUCUUUUCACUUGGUGAAAUGUGUAGACUAUAAUUUCCUGCAAUUUUCCACAACACAUGACAAGGUAUAGACGGCCUAAGAUAAAGUAAACAACUUGAAAAAAAUGGCUCGAUACUGUAACUUUUGAUAUUUUAUCUUUUCAGCAGUGCAGAGGAUACUUUUGCCAUGUGCUUUUAUGUGGCUUUCUACUCUUUUUCUAUUCAGGUGUUUUGUAUUUUCUUUUUGUGUAUUUUAUUCCCUUUGACUCCUGGAAUGUAUGUGGUUCUCAGUAUGGUAUGAGGGUUAGCCGUGCUUUGAAACUGGCAGGUUUUGCUUAGGAUUUAGCUUGAACCAGGUGGUUUACAGUAACAUUUACCUUUCUUGAAAGUACAUUGUGAAAACUAAAACUAAAACAAUGCUAAAUGUAAACUGAUCAUCAAAGUAACUUGGUAGAAAGCUGUGUUAUGACCAUUUAGUAGUCAAGAGUAGUGCCAGUUUCUUCUAAUUACAGUAUCUUGAUUUUAAAAGAUGGGAUGCAGGAUUCAGAACACUUUUGAGUACGUCCUUUGGUUAUGUGCUUUUUAUGUAAGUGGAAUUAAAACAUUAAAAUCAAGUGUGCUGUG